Messenger RNA from Daphnia pulicaria, 2104 nucleotides. It is a transcript of the gene Npl4, whose product is annotated as nuclear protein localization protein 4 homolog. Gene Ontology annotation, molecular function: ubiquitin binding; ubiquitin protein ligase binding. Gene Ontology annotation, cellular component: nucleus. The record is from RefSeq and is a predicted model, not a curated record. The transcript is spliced from 11 exons. Gene Ontology annotation, biological process: ubiquitin-dependent protein catabolic process. Lineage: Eukaryota; Metazoa; Arthropoda; Branchiopoda; Diplostraca; Daphniidae. Bases 145 to 2010 code for a protein of 621 amino acids.
CGUAUCGAGUACUCAAAGUUGACUGAAAGUUGAUUUGAUCGAGUAAACGAAAACAUCCGCUGCGGUCUUUUGUCGUUAAAUCUUCUGGACAAUCAACCUGAACUUAUCGGUCCGCAGUUACCAAAUUAUAUAAAAAAACUGAAGAUGAUGUUGAGAGUUCAAUCUCCAGAAGGUACUCGGCGUGUGGAUGUUGACAAUGUCACCGUAACCAGGGAACUGUUUGAAAAGGUCCUCAAUACCUUUGGAAAUAUAGGUUAUUCUUUUGCCUUGUACUGCAAACGUGAUAAAUCUCAAGAAAUUGUUUCAUCGAAUGCAAAGACUAUUGCUAGUUAUGGGCUUCAGCAUGGUGAUAUGAUAUACUUGUCACCUAUUGCUGGUGCAGUUCAGCACAGUGAACAGGAUGCUUCUGUGCUUAAAGUAAAAAAUGGAGUGAGCACUGCUUCAUCGACAACCUUCCUUCCAUCAACUAGUAGCAUGCAUGGAUCCAAAAUACCUAUUCGAUCUAAUGUAGAGGAAGAUCAAGUUGAUGUAAUUCUACAGAAAAUGGAUGGAACUGUCAAGAGAAAACGUGAUCCCAAAAAUUGUCUCCAUGGAGAAAAUUCGUCUUGCAUUCAUUGUCUACCAUUGGAACCAUACGACGCUUCGUACCUAAAGGAGCUGAACGUCAAACAUAUGUCGUUUCACGCUUACUUACGGAAACUGUCUAGUGGGUUAGACGGAGGAAAAUAUGCUAAUUUGGAUAACAUAAGUUGUCGGAUUAAACCUGGUUGCACUGGUCAUCCGCCAUGGCCCAAAGGUGUGUGCUCUAAAUGCCAACCGAAAGCCAUUACUCUGAACAGUCAAGCUUACAGACACGUUGACAACGUUGUCUUUGAAAAUCCAAACCUAGUCGAACAAUUUCUUCAUUACUGGCGUGUAACCGGACGACAGCGAAUCGGACUCCUCUAUGGAAGAUUUGACAUUCAUUUGGAUGUGCCACUUGGAAUCAAAGGAAUAGUCGCAGCAAUUUAUGAGCCUCCACAGGAAUCGACACGUGAUUCUGUUCGCUUGCUGCUUCCGGACAACCGGCAAUCUGUUGUCGACCGUGUGGCUGCCAAGCUUGGACUUCAGUGUAUUGGAUGGAUUUUUACCGACUUGGUGGCAGAAGAUGUGUCCAAAGGAACUGUUCGCCAUUUCCGCAAUGCAGAAACGCACUUUCUCUCUGCGCAAGAAUGCAUCAUGGCUGGCCAUUUCCAGUCACUUCAUCCGAACCCAUGCCGCUUGUCGUCUGAUGGCUACUUUGGCUCUAAAUUCGUCACUGUUUGUGUUACCGGUGACUCGCAGAAUCAGGUGCACAUGGAAGGUUAUCAGGUUUCCAAUCAAUGCCAAGCCUUAGUUCGAGAUGAGUGCUUAGUGCCUACCAAAGACGCUCCAGAGUUAGCAUACGCCCGCCAGUCUACAGCCGAAAAGUACAUCCCAGAUGUUUACUAUAAGGAAAAGGAUUCAUAUGGAAAUGAAGUGACUCGAGAUGCUCGUCCCCUUCCAGUUGAAUAUUUGUUGGUCGAUGUUCCCGUCUCUACUCCGUUGGAACCCAUAUUUACUUUUUCAGUCGGCUCACGUAAACCGUUUCCCAUUGAAAAUCGUCUUAUCGAUGGUCAUCUUCAAGAUUUGUCAGCUUUGGAUUCUUACUUGAAACAAAAUCGUCAGAAUUUUCUCGAAGCCGCGUCAGAUUUCCAUUUUCUGAUAUACGUCGCUACAAUGGAUAUGCUUCCACUCAUGGAAAGUAUGGAUCCAAUAUUAGAAGCUGUUCGUUCGAAAAAUGCGGAGGCUGCAAAUCAAUGGGCAUCUGGUGAACAAUGGAGCACUGUCCGUCAGCUCCUGGCUCACGCUGAUCAAAUGUCGACACCAGGGCAACCGAUGGAAGAAGGUGCUACCGGAGAUGCCGCUGGCAAAUCCUGGACCUGUCUUCACUGCACUUUCAUCAAUAUGCCUAAUUUAUCUUCGUGUGAGAUUUGCAAUUUGCCACACUAAAUUUAAAAAUUGUCACCGGCCAAUCAAACUGUUAAAAGUGUGCUUAGAGUCAGUGAUGUAACUAAGGUGAAUUGAAUACAUGGAUGAAGCAAAA